AUUUUGAAAUUAUAAAGUUGUUGGGUUGACUUUAAGUGCAAAUAUAUUUGUGCAAUCGAUUUUCAGCAAUUAUUAUCAACAAAUUAGCAUAAAGAAUGUGUUAUUUUCACUGCUACAUACCACCGACACAUUUUAUUUACAUUAUCCAUCAUUUUUGAUCAUUUCUUACCAUUGAAAAUUUCAUUUUAUUUUUUUCUCAUCAUUGUGGCUCCUAAAUAAAUAGUUUUUCUGCCAUAUUGGCUACACAAUUUCUACACUUUUUCUUAUCCCAUAUCCCGAAAUCCCUAGCCAAUUUUAUAUAGGAUAAGUUAGGAACUGUGCAAAUAAAUAAUUUUGUUUUUCUAUUUUAUCGACGGAAAAUUGAAUUGAAAAAUUGUAAAACGAAUCGUAAUCCGUAAAUGAACGAAUCAUUGUUAAAAUGAAUAUACAGACAAUUAAAAAUGUUAGUGAUUGUGUACCGUUAUACUUACCGCACUCGCUGUAUCUUAAGCCAUUCGCAAAGUUCAAUGUAUCCGUGUCGUUGCCACAAGCAACCACUGGAAAAGCCAUAUCCAACUGGGAUGUUAUGGAAAAAUUGCGUCACAUAAUACUACCGGACCAAUUUUCAGUGUUAAAGGUGUCAAAGAGCACCUUAGAGUUCAUUCGAUUCGAAGCGGAAUUGGAAGAUUUUUCCAAACUGCGUGAUGUCCUUUCACGACUCGAUGGACGUACAUUGAAAUUAGCUAAUUUUGCCGAUCCAGUCAAAAUUCGUGCUGCACAAGCGAAAGACGAUUUCCCGUCACGCCAUGAAUGGGACAAAUAUUUUCGAGACAGCCGUGACAUGGACGAAAUGAAAUGGGGUGAACGACCGGACACAAUGCACGUAUCAAAUUUACCGAUACGAUGGUUCUGUCCGCGACACCAGGAAAACGAUGAUGUGGUCAAGCCGAGCGAAAGUAUUUUUAAGCGAAUUUUUGAGAAAUUCGGCGAUGUCAGAAUGGUUGACAUACCCAUUUGUGAUCCGUAUCGAAAGGAGAUGAAACCGCACAUGUCCGGUAUGAAGACAUUUUCAUUCGAUCAGGAAUUGUACUUUGAAGGUUACAUCCAGUUCUCUGAGUAUGCGUAUUUUGUGAAGGCAAUGGACGAGUUUCGUGGAAUGAAACUGGUACGGAAGGAGGGCGACAAGAAUCUGGCGGUUAAUAUUAUCGUCGACUUCGAUCGUACGAAGCACUUGAGCGAUGCAAGUGUGAAGAGAAGGAAAAUUGUGCGUGACAAAUUUAUUGCAAAAGAUCGUGCGAAAGAAGAGGAUGAGAAACGCAAAUUGCAACUGGAAGAGGAGAAAAAGGAACGACAAAGACGUCAAGCAGAGGAGCAACGAAUGGCCGAAUUGGAUAAGCAACGGCUUCGCGAAGAACAGCGCAAAGAAAAGCAUCUGAAGAAGUUGCGUGAAAAGGAACAGCAAGAAAUGUCCAGCAAAAUACGAUCAGAGGAAAAGAAACUGUUAAUCGCACAGCGUAAAUUGGAAAGCAUUCGGGUGUUGGAAGCGCUGUUUGACCGAAUCAAGUUGAAUGCCAGCCACAAGAUCAAAGUGGAGGGAUCGAAAGUACCGAAAUUUAAAGGCGGACAAAUUGGCACCAUCGAUUUGCGUAACAAGUUGAUGAACCGUUUCAAAAAUACGCAGGAGAUUGAGUUGGAACGCCAAAAGAAUCGUGUUAAGAAAGUCCGAAGCAGCGGGAUAUUGGGACUAGCUUUAAAAGGUGGACGUUCUCGAUCGCCCAGUGUGAAUACGAUAAGCUCGGAUGACAGUGUGUUCAAUGCUGGUGCAAAGAAGAAGAAAAAGAAAAAGUUGAAGAAGAAGAACGAAGAAGACUCGUCGUCGAGUUCCUCGUCCGACGAAGUUGAAAUUUCGCCCAAACAUCCCGCCGGUAUUGCACCACCUGGUGCGUUUCCCAUGUUCAAUCCAGAAACCGGUCAGUGGAUGGGAAUGAGUAUGGGAAUGGGAAUGUAUCCAUAUCCACCAUUUUUCGCACCGCUGUCAGCGCCGAUGGUUCGACCCGAUUAUUUCCAAAAUGCAAUGCCGUAUCGAGGCUAUCGUGGUGGACCGCGUGGUCGUUAUCCGCGCUCGAGAGGACGCGGUUCCUACAGAGGUCGUGGCGGAUACCAUGACGGAGACUACAAAUACGAAAAUGACGGUUAUGACGACGGCCACGAUCAUCGUCGUAAAUAUUCUCGCUCCAGAUCAAGAUCUCAUUCUCGUAGCCGUCGUUCCCGCAGUCGAAGUCGUUCGAGCAGCAGUAGAUCUCGGUCGCGUUCCAGAAACCGUCAUUCUCGGUCAAAUUCACGGUCGAAGUCUCGAUCGCGAUCAAAAUCCAAGAAGCUUGUGUCCACUCUAAGAAAAUCAUCGCGAGACGCGUGGUCCUCACGGUCGCGUUCACGUAGCAGAUCGAGACGUUCGAAGCGUUCGUGGUCUCGAGACGCAUCGAAAAGUAAAUCUCGCAGCAGGUCGAAACGCCGACGAAGUCGCAGUCGACGAGAUUCGGAGUCAUCAAAGCGAAUUGUCUUGCAACCGGAGAAGUUGGUGCGAAGUGCUAAAGAGAUUCAACGGACUGUUCAGCAAAAACUCCAUGAACAAGUAAUGGAAGAAGAACGGGCCAAACAAACGGAAAAGAAUCGAGAAUAUCAACGCGUUACUGAACGUCCCCAACUGAUACCAGCAACUGCAAGUAAUUCACGAGACGCAUCACAAUUGCCGUAUCAGAAAUCGUCGCGAUCCAGAUCAAAGUCCAGGUCGAAAUCUCGGUCUAAAAGAUCGAAAUCUCGUUCACAGUCGGUACAUAGUGCCGAAUUUAUUUCACCAAAAAGAUGCAAUGUGAGCGCGUCACCGUAACAACAUAAAAUCGAUGCACAUAGGCCGGGCAUAGUUUAUUUUUGUAGUUAAAUAAAAUAAAGAAAAGUUCCAAUGAAGUGGACACGGA
Bradysia coprophila is the source of this 2954-nucleotide messenger RNA. It is a transcript of the gene Xe7, whose product is annotated as A-kinase anchor protein 17A. The record is from RefSeq and is a predicted model, not a curated record. Lineage: Eukaryota; Metazoa; Arthropoda; Insecta; Diptera; Sciaridae.